This is a messenger RNA of Elgaria multicarinata webbii, 5067 nucleotides long. It is a transcript of the gene SYNM, whose product is annotated as synemin. The transcript is spliced from 4 exons. Gene Ontology annotation, molecular function: vinculin binding; structural constituent of muscle; structural constituent of cytoskeleton. Gene Ontology annotation, biological process: intermediate filament cytoskeleton organization; fast-twitch skeletal muscle fiber contraction. Lineage: Eukaryota; Metazoa; Chordata; Lepidosauria; Squamata; Anguidae. Gene Ontology annotation, cellular component: intermediate filament; neurofilament cytoskeleton; sarcolemma. The record is from RefSeq and is a predicted model, not a curated record. Bases 26 to 4909 code for a protein of 1627 amino acids.
CAGCCAGCGUCGACCCGAGGCGGCCAUGCAGCAGGCGGAGUGGGACGAGCAGAGCGAGCUGCGUGAGCUCAACUGCCGCCUGUGGCACUACGUGUCGCGGGUGCGGGACUUGGAGCAGGAGAACCGGCGCUUGGCGCAGGAGCUGGCGGCGUUGCGCGGGCAGGAGCGGCGCGUCUGCCGCCUGCAAGAGCAAGAGGACGAGGCGGCCGAGCUGCGCCUGGCGGUGGCCGAGCUGAGCCGGGCCAAAGGCGAGGCGGAGCUGGAGCGCGACGCGCUGCGCCAGGAGCUGGCGCGCUUGGAGAGGCUGGGCGCGCAGUCCGUGGAGCUGCGCCGCCGCCGCCUGGAGCCCGAGCUGGCGCAGCAGCGGCAGCAACUGGAGCGCCUGCGGGCCGACUGCGCCGCCCUGGAGGCGCUGCUGGAGCGGCUGCUGGGGGAGCACGGGCGGCUGCAGGAGGCGCGGCGGCGGCAGCGGCGGCCCGCAAAGCUCCCGGCCUUGCCCGCGCCGCCGCCGCCGCGCGCCAAGACUGCGCGCGUCAACCGGCGGGACCUGGAGGAGAGUUACGCGCUGGUGCUGAGCUGGAGCUGCGACCAGAGCCUGGAGCGCUACGACGCCGAGCUGCGCGCCCUGCAGGAGCUCGAAGGGCGCCUGGGCCGGGAGAACCUGCAGAAGCUGCGCGCCCACAACGAGCACAGCCGGCGGCAACUGGGCGAGCUGCACCGCCGCUGCCGGGAGCUGAGCGCGCUGGCCGAGCGCCUGGAGCGGGAGCGCCUGGCGCAGCAAGAGCACCAGGGCGCCGAGCUGGGCGAGUACCAGAUGAUAAUCGAAGCCCUUGAAGAAGAAAAGCGAUACCUAACUAUGUCCAUCGCAGAGUACCUAAAGGACUACCAUGAACUCCUGCAGGUGAAAGCGAGUCUCAGCCUAGAAAUCGAAACUUACAGGGCUUUACUAGAAGGAGAGAACAGUCAGUGGAUUCUUAUGUGGGAUGAAGAGCAUGGAAGGAAAUUACCGCAAGGUGUCCGGAACAUGCUUUAUGAGUACAGCAACCGCCACUCGGCUUAUCAACAGGAGAAAGGAAAGAGAACUUUUCCUGCAAUCCAAAAUGUUGACACAAGAUAUAAAUCCCCUGUAACAAAUAUUAGAAGCUCUGCCGCUUAUUUAUCAAGGACAAAAACUGCCGGGAUGCAGGCAGCUGCUCCUGGGAAAACAUUAAGGAGGGAUGCUUUUAGGCCUUCUGCAGCGACCAAAAAAGACGGGACUUGUGAGAGAACCCUGACGAAACAGAGGGAGAUUCGAACCCUGUCUCCACCUUAUCUUAUUAGUCGAGGCAGUGAAGUUCUACAAAGAACAUUUCCUGAACGAAAGAGAGGUGAAACUGUGUAUUUUUCGAAAGAAUCAACAACUGGCCAGAAACGCACGGCAAGUCCAAGUAUUUCUGAAAAUGUGAGAACAAAAGUGGGUAUUUCUACAUUUCCAUCUUACAGCCGGAUCUCCAGUUCUAAAGAAACUAAACAUGAGACAACCACGGAAGGUACUCAUACUAGAGUGAAUGAACAAAUCAAAGACAGUAAGCCAAGGAAAGAGGGGAACACUACUUUCCUAGAAACCUCUGCUGUUGAGAAGAUUAGUGAGAAAUUGGCCGGAGCAGACAGAAAUGUUAACUUUCAAAAGAAGACUGAAAUUAAAGGCAUGGAUGGAAAAAAGCACAUGAUGGAAGAAUUUAAAGAUAACAGAAAGGAAGACAGGUUUAUGAGUGAUAAAACACCCAAGGAAGGAAGUUAUGUAAGAUUGGAAGAACGGAUUAGAAUGGAUACACCAGGAAAAAAUCUUCCAGCAGAUGUAAAGUUCGGGGAAAGUCAUUCUUUUCAAAGAGGGGUAAAUGUGAGCAUGGCAAGACAGAGCAAAGAAUCAUCUGAGAUCCCCGCCCGUUCAGAAGUGCAUACUCAUGGCCAAGUAUCGAAGAACAAUAAUGUAGAAAUAACAUUACAAGACUUGAAACCUUUUGCUGGAAAACAGAAGAAUGAAACUGCAUCUAAACUCACCAGAGAACCUAAUCAAGAUGAAGUAAAUGAAGAAGAAAGUGCUAAAGUGGGUAGUUUUCUUACAGAAAGUAUAGCAGAAAACAUAGUUUCUGACAUUCUUAAAGGUUUUGUGCAGAAAUCGUCUGAUGCAAAACCUCCCCCUGAUACCAAAGCCUCCAUCUUUGAAAAGAAAGACAUUUCUGAGGAUGGAAAAUUGAAGACGGAGAUCAUUAUACAGUCCACAAUGGAAGAUGAAUUGAAUGUUUCUGAUGAGUUUGAUCUUGGAAGUGUCUUAAAGAAAGACGUUAAAAAGGUGCUGGAAGAGAGCAAAGGAGCCGUAGCUAAAGAUGUAAUAGAAGAUAUCAUUAAAGCUGGGGUGAAAGGAAUGGAAGGCAAAGGAAAAAGGACAGUUCAAGUUGAGAUAGUUGAGGAGCCUCUAGGAACUACAGCUGAUGAAAGAAUGGAAUUUUCAACGCCGUUUGAAGUAGAGGAAGCAGAAGAUACAUUGCCCGGUAUGUCAGGACAUCGAUACUAUGGUGAUGAAGAGAAAGCUACCACAAGUGCUGCCGUUGACCUUAAACAAAAACAACCUAGUGUGAUUGUGUCUCAUGUGGAAGAAGUACCUGAGGGGGAUGAUGUAGUAGAUGAAGAAAAGUACUUUGUGUCUACUCCAGAUGAAUACCCCUUGGGUCAUGAGCAAGAUGAAGGCUCCCUCUAUGGUCAAAUCCACAUUGAAGAAGAAUCAACAGUAAAGUAUUCCUGGCAAGAUGAAUUUCUGCAGGGAUCUCAAACACGGAUAAAUGAAAGUAUGGGUUCACCAGAGCUGAUUUAUGAUGUAAUGGGGGGUGAGGCAAGUGCUUUUACUUCAAAGGAGGAUGCACCACAGGAACAGGUGGCACAUGCUGAAUCCAUUGUUAUUGAGAAAGAGAUAAAAAUCCCACCUGAAUUUCAUGAGUCAAUAAAGGGUCUCUUUUCUCAGGAGUCAAAGGAUCCUAAACAUCAGUUGAAGGAAGCAUUAGAAAAGCUGGAAGACACUCUCCCAGAAAGUGUAAAACAGGAACUCUCUGCAUUAACAAAAGAGAGCCAGGGUGAUUCAAGUAGCUUGGAAGUGGAUAUUAAAAAGGUGGAGAACACCAAAAAAGGUGGUUUGGUUACUAUAGUGGCAGAACUCAACCUGUCCCAGACCCUUGACUCUGACCAGUUCAGCACGGAAUUUCUUGGCAAAGGUGUGGCUGACGAGAUAAAGUUGCCCACACAGUCACAGAGUGAAGGUGGUUUUGUUGAAUACUGGAAGCAAGAGUCAGAAAGCAGUGGUGACGGUAGAAAUAAAAUUGGAAUAGAUGUUUCUUCCACACCUUGGACUAUAGAAGAGGUUUCUAGCUCAGGCAAACUGAGCAGCAGCGAUGGGAUGGAAUAUCUCUCCAAUGAACAAGUUAGCCAUCAAGGCCCAGGUUUCAAAAGUGUGGAAGCUAAUAGCAGAGAAUAUGAAUACCCUUUACAAGGGUCGUUCGAUAGUAACAGACAUAUACGGCAAAUUGUAGUCGGGCCAACAGAAAUUCGCAGAACCGAGCACGUCCUUUAUGAAGGUCCUAUCUCUGAAACUCUGGACUUCGGGUCAGGAGCAUCAGCAGACAUUAGUCAAUCCAUAAAGGAAUUCAAUCUCGGGCCUGAAGAAAUUCAGACCACGGAAAAAAUAAUUUAUAGAGGGCCUGUUCAUAAAACUGUGGAACUGAGUGGUUCUGAAAGUCCUGUUCAGGCACAGUUGUCAACUGAUAUUAGGUCCUCUAAACACAUCACACUGGGUUCAAACCAAAUUGUUGAAGAAUUUGUUUUUGAGGGGCCAGCUUCGGACUUAUCCUCAAUUAAUAACCGUGAGGGUCUUUUGCAGAUGAAAGGGCCAGCAGAAACCAGCAGAUCGAUAAGGCACAUUCAAAUAGAUCCAAAAGAAAUCCACACUGAACAAGUUGUAUAUGAAGGGCCCAUUUCUGGAUUUAUGGAGUCCAGCAGCGCUGGAGACCAUAUUCUGACUGAAGAGUCUUUAAGCCAUAUUAGGCUAGGACAGAAAGACACCCAACUAUCUGACCGAGUUGUAUAUGAAGAAUCUUCUCACAAGACAAUCGGACCUGAUCUUUGCAUGGAAGGGUUGCCAGAUACUAAUACUACUAUCAGGCACAUUAAGUUAAGUCCAAAGGAAUUUGUAACUGAGCAGAUUGUUUUUACAGGGCCCACUUCAAAACAGCACCUGGAGUUUGGUGAACCAGGACAGAUUUUCUCUUCUGAAGGGUCAAUAAGGCACAUUAAAUUAGGGCAGAAGGACGUUCGGAGUAGCGAGCAGGUCGUGUACCAAGGUUCUGUUUCGGAAUCUUCAGGAGUCAGUUCCUCAGGGGAAGACGUUUUGGAAGAAGGCGGUCUCACAGAGAUCAGUAGAUCAAUGCGGCACGUCCGGCUGAGCCCCAGUGAAACUGCUACCGAGGAGAUUGUAUUCCAUGGCCCUGUUUCCGAAACGUUCAGUUUGGGCACUGCAGAUCUUUCUCCGACAGAUGGGCCCUCGGAAAACAGCAAAUCUGUUGGCCAUAUAAAGAUAGGAGCUAAGGAAGCAUCCUUUACCUUUCAGAUGGAUGUAACCAACGUGGCAGGGGGAGCACAAGAAGCUACCAUUUUCGUACCGAACAGAAAAGGAGCAGAUAACUAUCAGUUGGAGGGCACCGUGAAGGAAGGCCAGAAAGACAUUGGGAGUGAACAAAGAUCAGAGACGUCGACGUUUAAUAAAACUGUUCAACUGCAGAGGAUGGUAGACCAAAGAUCGGUGAUUUCGGACGAGAAGAAAAUUGCCCUUCUGUACUUGAAUGAGAAUGAAGGGGAAGAGGAAGAUGAUGGACCUUGGUUCUAAAAAAAAUAAGAUUUUCAAGUUUUUUUCUUCUUUUUAAUUUAAGCGCUUAAAUGCCAUUUAUAUAAAGUUGUCUUUAAAAAAAAAGCAGGGUCACUAUUACACUUUAGCCAUUAACAAUGAACUCAUGGCUUUGAAUUAAAAAAAAAACUUAUACAGCA